AUGGAGACCUUACUAGAAAAAAAGAAUCCUAAAAUGAAAAAACUAUUACCUAUUGUAUUCCCUAAGACUUAACAAGUUGACAGUAUAGAAUAUGCUAUUCCUAAGAAUUAGUUAAUGAGUUUGCAUACACUGCAUAUGAAACAUAGAAUAUACAAUUGGCAAUUCCUCCAAAAAAGGUCUCAAUUCCUAUCGUAAUUGUCAAUGUGUAGGACUAAUUAAUACGUAAGUCGUACAUUGCAAAAAAAAAACUCAUCUUCAGUGCAAGAUGCAACCAUUAAUGCACCUAAUAAAUAUGUAAAUGCAUUAAAGGUUCCUAAAUAAAUUACAAAACCCAUCCUGAAAUUUGAUAUGAUGGCAUCCACAAAAAGUAGAGCAAAUGGAGAGAUAAAGUGGCUGAUUCCGAAUUGCAUUGGAUAAAUAAAAGUUAAGUUAGCCUAAAAAAUUCUUUCUCAAAAUCACAUACUUAGUUAUAAAUGUUGUAUGUUAUGUUCUUCCCUGCAAUCUAAAACGAAUAACAGAGCAUACAGAAAAAACAACAAUAAAUUAGCUUACCUAUGUGUUCAAACUUUUUUUGUUUAUCUAUCUCAGUUUAUUCAAGCAUUCUUAUUUUACAGUAAUUUAACUUAAAAUUGA
This is a messenger RNA of Paramecium tetraurelia, 633 nucleotides long. RefSeq lists its product as uncharacterized. The transcript has 2 exons. Lineage: Eukaryota; Ciliophora; Oligohymenophorea; Peniculida; Parameciidae. The record is from RefSeq and is a predicted model, not a curated record.